This is a messenger RNA of Porites evermanni, 10886 nucleotides long. The record is from the annotation of a GenBank genome assembly. Lineage: Eukaryota; Metazoa; Cnidaria; Anthozoa; Scleractinia; Poritidae.
GGGCCUGAUAUUUCAGCCGGCGGAGGACGAAAUGGUGAGUUAACAGACAGGCAGAUGAUGGUUUACUUGGUCCCGGUUAGGGAGGGGAGGAGGGGGGGCUGGUGCCGGUUGUUUAGUAGUAAUAGAUUGACCUCUUUUAACUCUUCCUCUGUCCUAGACGUUUUAGAGGGUGUGAAUGGGGUUAACCGACUAGCGAUAAACGGCCAAAAAUAUAACCGACUACCGACAAAACGAGAAAAAAAUUACCGACUACCGACAGGAAAAAUAUUAACCGACAACCGACAUGGUCCGACAUUGUGGGAACGUUUUUAGUCAGGAAAAAAUCGUAUUUUUUAUUUCCCAUUUUUUAUCAAAAGUAUACGUGAAGGUAAAUCACUUUAAAUCCCUAUUUCGUUACUUACAGAAUUUCCUGUCAUCAACUUACUUGUGUAAAAUAGUUAUAAAAUCGCGUAGGUUCGAUUUUCGCUUUUUUCCUGGCCUGUAUAGAGCUCUGCCUAUUUCGUGCCAGCAGCUCAAGCUCAUUUGAGACCAUUCAAAGGGUGCGCCUUUGUUUCUCUUCAUUUUCGCAUUUUCGGAGAAAAUCCAGGAAAGUGCGCGCUCAUUUCCCGGGAGCAGAAUUCAGUGACUAAAAAUAACUUAACAAAAAUCCGACUCAUCUCAAAGAUUAGACUAGGCGUUUCCUCUUCGACCACUUAUUUCUCUUGAUUACUUCGCUGGUCUGUGAACUGGGAAGAACUGGUUAAAGACUGCUCAAAGUGGCGCAAACAAUCGCGCAGCUUAAGCUAACCAGACUUUAGAUAAGGUUCUUUUAAAAUGAAAUGAUUAAUCUACGCGAAAUGAAGAAGUUUUACUCUUGUACAGAGUUUAAAGUGAGUGAAUUAAAUAACGAUUAUUAAUAAAUUAUUAAAUUUUAAUCAUUAACCAAGAUUUACCGACACCCGACAAGGCCGAAAAUUUUAACGGACAACCGAUAUGUGGUCCCCUAUUCAGAUCCUCGUUUUAGUGAUUGUUCACCUUUUCUCUAGUUACUUCAGACCAUAAAUAUGCCUUUACGACACUGGGUGCUAGAGGAGAAACUGGACCGAGUGAUAUAUCUGGAUAUGCAGGAACGUCCCUGGAAGGAAAAGUUACUUUAAACAACGGAAUCCAAAUUUGGACUGUGCCCGUGACUGGAACUUACGUUAUUGAAGCAUCAGGUGGUUCUGGCGGAAAUGGUUCUGCCGAAACACAAUCUAAUCCGAUUCCUUGGACGCUUGGUGGCUUAGGGGCAAAGAUAAUAGGAUCCUUCAAACUUUCACAAGGAACUCAACUGAAAAUCCUAGUCGGACAGGAAGGUGGUACAUCUAUAAGCUUUCCUGACAGACCAGGGGGAGGGGGUGGUGGAACGUUUGUAACCCUGUCUGAUGACACUCCACUUAUAAUUGCCGGUGGGGGAGGGGGAGGAGGAACAGCAAGUAACCAAUUUACCGACGGUGACCCAGGUCAGGCGACAGCGAAUGGGACUCAAUGUGGAGGAGCAGGGGGCAGUGGGGGACAAGUCUGCAAUGCUGACACAGGGAACAGUGAUUCUAAUUUAAGGUCUGGAGCAGGAGCAGGACUAAGAGGGGAUGGGACAAGCAGUAUUGCAAUUGCAACCAAGGCGUUGAGUUUUACCAAAGGGGGAACUGGGGGAACAUGUCCAUCUUCCAAUGGUGGUUUUGGCGGAGGUGGGUUUGCUAUGGUUAUUGGAGGGGGAGGGGGAGGUUAUUCCGGUGGGGGAGUAGUGGGAACUCCAACUAAAGGUACCGCUGGGGGAGGGGGAUCAUAUAAUGUCGGUACAGAUCAGCAGAACAUGGCGGGUGUUAAUAAAGGUGAUGGUAAAGUUAUAAUAACUUUGAGGCGUUAAUGUUAUUUACGUUCCUCAUCAGAGUUCUAACCCAAAGAAAAUGGGGCUAGCUUAAUGUUCAAGUAGAUCAAAGAACUUAUGUUAGGAAGGUAAAUCAGGAAUUAGAGUUGGAAAAGUUCAAUAAUGCUCAUAAGUGUCACUUAAUCUUCCUGUACUUUAAUGAAGAAAAAAAACAUGUUACUUUCAACCUAUUCUUCGUCUUAAACAAUUGUAAUUUUAUCAACCCUUUGGUGAAAUAUAGUCUAACAACUUGCGCAUCAUGUUUCACAAUACGACGAGUUCUAUGGUCAUUAACGCCUGUAUUAUUAUUGUCCGUUAUGUUACGCAUUUUAUUCCCAAGAUUUCAGUACUCAUAGUUUGCCUAGACAAAGAAAUUGNGGGGGAGGGGGAGGUUAUUCCGGUGGGGGAGUAGUGGGAACUCAAACUAAAGGUACCGCUGGGGGAGGGGGAUCAUUUAAUGUCGGUACAGAUCAGCAGAACAUGGCGGGUGUUAAUAAAGGUGAUGGUAAAGUUAUAAUAACUUUGAGGCGUUAAUGUUAUUUACGUUCCUCAUCAGAGUUCUAACCCAAAGAAAAUGGGGCUAGCUUAAUGUUCAAGUAGAUCAAAGAACUUAUGUUAGGAAGGUAAAUCAGGAAUUAGAGUUGGAAAAGUUCAAUAAUGCUCAUAAGUGUCACUUAAUCUUCCUGUACUUUAAUGAAGAAAAAAAACAUGUUACUUUCAACCUAUUCUUCGUCUUAAACAAUUGUAAUUUUAUCAACCCUUUGGUGAAAUAUAGUCUAACAACUUGCGCAUCAUGUUUCACAAUACGACGAGUUCUAUGGUCAUUAACGCCUGUAUUAUUAUUGUCCGUUAUGUUACGCAUUUUAUUCCCAAGAUUUCAGUACUCAUAGUUUGCCUAGACAAAGAAAUUGGCGAUGGCUUCACAUUUCUCCUGUUUGCCAGAUAUAAGCUCUGGUUCCUCGUGUUCCAAGAUCCGCAAGAAGUAAGCCUACAGAAGCAGGAUUAAGAGGAGAUGGGAAAGCGAUAGUGGAAUUGUAACAAGAUCUUUGAGUUUCCAACGGGGGAACUGGGGGAACAUGUCCGGCUUCCCCUGGCUGUUUUGGGCGAGGUUGUGGCUACCAUGGUACUUGGAGGGGGAGGGGGCAGUUUUUCCGGUGGGGGAGCAGAACAUAGCGGGUGUUAAUAAACACGGUGGUAAAGUUACAAUAACUUUGAAACAUUAAACUUAAAAAAGACUCUUCCUCAGUAGCAAGGUAGUCUCUCGUUGAUGUAAAUAUACGUAGCCCUUUUUAGCAGCAUAUCCAUUGUAUCUCUAUGCACCAGUAGACUGUAUCUGCAAAACCGAAACAAAAACUGCUUUACGCUUCAUGUUCGUAGCUUUAGCAAGGCUUAAUUUAAAUAAACAAACCAAAAAUGCCAUUUGGGACUUAUUACCUAGAAGGCAUAGUUUUACCUCUCCCCCGCUAACGUUAAUCAAGGUGGUGCGAUUUCAAGUACAUUCAUGAAUCUCAUUUAAUCAGGUUUUGUAGAUCAGUUUUCAGCACAUGUAAUGACUAAAUGUAAAACAAAUCUCAGAGAAAUGAAUAAAAUAGUAAGUUUCUAAAGAGAGUCUGUGAGGCAUUUUCUGAACAUAAUGAAUCAUAAUAAUGGAAAUUUGUCGGCGGGAGAAGAUAAAACAGAUGGUAAAACCAGUGCUUCUAUACUCCUAGUAGUCUAUUACUGUGGAAUUGUAUGAUGAGUUUUUCGGUACAAAAUCAAAGUAAAUUUAUUUAUCUCAUCACAAUUCUUAUUAUCAAAAGAACCAGACGAAGCGAGGCGGUAAUGGUUAAAAAAAAGAUAAGAAUCCUGCAUGGUUAGAAUUCUAAAGCGUGGUAUCCCUAUCUGCUCCGAAGUCAAUAUUCCGCUAAACAAAGUUCUUUCGAAUACGGUCUUGUCAUACUUGUAACCCAAAUUAGUCCGUGUACAGCCGCCCCCUCCUCUAAAAACUUCCCGACAUUUUUUUAGCGAAGGCCGGGGUGUCUGUGCACAGGCUAAACACACUGAAAUAGGCUAGGCGCAAAUAACACUUAAAUAUUAUAAGAAAGGAAAGGUGAUACCUUUUAUCAGCACAUGUUUUAACCUAAACAAAAUUCUUUUGAAAAAUCUGCUGUGUCUGAGGCUCACAGAGAGGUUGAACUCCCCAAACCCGUUCUCUUGCCAGACACAACAAUAAAAUGUCUGUAGAGUUUUAAAUUGAAAUCAAAUCUGUUGAGAGAGGAUGUUGCCAAAGUUCAGUGGAGGUUUGGAGGAGAAUAGAGUGUCGAAAGAAAUUGACGCUGGCGUCAAAUUUUUUCCUGUGUGAAAGAUAUAAGCUCUAUUUCUCUCAUGACUGAAGAUUGUAGUCCUUGCAAAGGUGCGCGCUUUCUUGGGACAGACUUCCACAUGAAAGAUGCUCUUCGCUUAGGACCUGCGUAAAUUGCAGACUUUGUUACUUAUUAGGGUGUUCAGGACAGAAAAAUAAUUCUGUUUUACUAGACUGGUCUCCUUCAGGGUUAGAAUUUUAAUUUUCUAACCAGCAUUCCUGUUGCUUUCAUACGGGAGUCAUGCACCCUCGCGGGAAUUGUUUUGAUUCUAAUACAUCCUACAUUGUUUUUUAGUUUAGCGUGUUCGAUUUUCCAUUUCAGACAGGGAUGUGUCACUCGAAAAGAGGCCGAAAUGAAUCUAUAAAUCAAUCGAUUUGGAACCGUCAAAUGUUGUACACACUAGUCGAGGGGGAGGGGUAGAAAAAACAAUAGAAAUGCACCCCGCCCACCCCCAACCAGUUUCUAUUGUAAUUCUUAAUUUUUCUUUUGGCUUUGUUUAUUGCUUUGUUCACAGUUGCCGGGGAAAUUUGGAAAAUCUCCCAAUUAACUAAAGUUAAAAAAUUCUGACUCAAUAUAGCAAAGCUAACUGUUGACUCUCUUGUUUUGUUGUCGUCGUGGUUCUUUCUUUGUAAGGUGGGGUUUUCGGUACGAACAGAUUGAAUUGCACCAGUGAAAAUGUAAGUUACCCAUCCGAGAGAAUAAUACCAAAAAUAUCAAAACAGAUAUGUAACGUUCAUCGCCGGAGUAAAAAAAAUAAAAAAAUAAAAGAUCAAGUCAUUCCGAGAAUACGUGCCCUAAACUAGAGUCUACAAAUCAUUUCAUGACCCCAAAAAAUUCUUUCAAGAAAGGUUUCGUUCCUAAGCUUCGUGAAGGUUGUAAAGCACUCGUAACCAGAAAAAUCUAAGCGCAAAUACAGCACAACUAAAAUUUUGUACAAAAAUACAGGAUCUCAGUAAUUUUUAUCUACACUUGUUCUGCCCUGAAAAAAUUUUUUUUAAGGAAAAUGUUGUCUCUUAGCCUCAUAAACUUUUUGCAGCUCCAGCAGGUUAAAUAAAGCUUAUCUUUCUCCAUCACGGCAUAAACAAUGAAUGUCAGCUUGAUAUGUAAACAGAAAUCAAUCUGUUGAUAUUAGAAAAUGAGAAGGUUGCCGAGAGGGUCGAAAGAGAGCUCCAGAGUUAUUAUUUCUCAUUCAGGGCUGUUAGGAAGCACAAGUCCUUUGCUUCGUAUCAUCAGAAUCUGCGUAAACAAAUGAACCACCCCAAAUCGCAACUAAGGUAAGGUAAUCUACAUACUGUAUGUCUGUCUAAUGUGGGCAUCAUAGGUACAGCACCAAGUGAUAUAAUAAUAAGGCGACAUGUUAAAUAGAAGAUUGCAUGAUAUUGUUAAAUUUAAUUUCGAUCCAAUACAACGUCUUCAAAAGAGGGGGCUAUAUUGAUAACCUUCUUAUUUUUUAGCACAUUCAUCACUGUGACAUGGGUGGAAUGCAAGAAACAGCAUUUCCUGAGUCUUUCCUGGGUUUUAAGUCAUGCGCCAGUCAUGGGUAGCCGCAACUAUUCAUUCAUUAUGUUCACAUUGCUGAUCUCAGAGAAUAGAGCACGAACCCACUGAUCUGGUUUUUGGAAGGUCACAAGUUUGAAUUUUGUCAGGGACUUGAGAUUUUGUCCAGCGCUAUUGUCAAGAGUAAAAUUUUCCAUUUCCUUCAUUUAUUACCAAACUUUACGCUCUUGACAAUGCUGAUCCUAGUAGCAUACAGAACGCUUGUAACAUAUGAAAUGAGUUUGCUCUUCACGACUCUGGCUUCAGUCUCUCCGUAGCUCGCAAGAAUGUGCUGGGGAAAGAGAGCCAACCCGAUACUUGGGAAGAUAUAAGGUUCGAAUCCUGUUGGAGACUCCCAAGACUUUUUCUUUGUCCUUCACUCAUGACAUGACGAAAACUACAUGACUCCCACGGACUUUCUUCAAAAUGUUCACAGUAAAUUACCGUAAAAUUCCGAAAAUAAGCCCCGGGCUUAUAUUUUUCAAAGGCCCUUUUUGAGGGGCUUAUUUUUGGAGGGGCUUAUAUUCGGAGGGGCUUAUAAACGGAGGGAAGUUUGCGUUUCAAAAUCGGCUAGGCUUACACUUGGAGGGAAAUUUGCGUCUCAAAAUCGAUUGGGCUAGCUUAUAGUUGAAAGGAAAUUUAUGUCAGUAAUUUGCAAAAAGUUUUUACUGAAACUCGCCUUGAGGACGUAGACCUUUCUAAAACGUGGCCAUACAAGUACUUUGUCCAUAUGGACCGAGGAAAUCAAGGCCAAAAGUGAAGAGGAACCACGCAAACAGCAAUUAACUGUGACACUUUCUGACUACAAACACUUGGCAGACAUGAAAUAGUUCUUUGGCAAAUACAAAAAAUUAUAUGUUACUGUACCGUUUUUGCUUUGUUUUAUUUUGUAUUUGAGGGCACUUUCCAAGUACAAGCCCCCAGGGGCUUAUAUUCGGAGGGGCGUGUUAGAAAUUAUUGCGUCAUUGUGGCGGGAAAACUCGUCACGUGAUCUGAAAACUGAGCUUUGCACAAGAGUCUUAGAACUGUGUAGUCGUUCGGAGUCGUGGAGCUGAUCAAGUGUGUAGAUUGAGUGUAGAUCAUCGAAUUUUUACGCGAAUUGAUGUCGAUGAAUCCUUUAAGUGUAGACCAGAGUACAGAAUUCUAAAAUAUGAACAUGUGAAGAAAUAUGCUUUAAUGGAGUGAAGAAUAAAAGCUACGGAGAACUGAUUGUAUAUACUAGGGUAUCUAAAAGAUAGUAAUGCUGCGGCACAUUCUGUUGAUACUGGCAUUAGUUAGGCUGUGGGACUUAAAAGAAUCGAAAAUGACAUUGAAUGUCCUAUUUACAUGUUGGAAAGUACUAGAAUAAUUACUAUCAGUCUAUAGAAAGAACUCCAGGGGACGUUGUUUAGAAAAUGAUCAAGUGGUUAUCAACUCUGGUUUUCCCACAGUGAAUCGUAGGAAAUGAUAGAAAUUCAGAUUGUUUAUCCAUAUAUUUAAUAGAAAAGAUAGUACGGUGUACUAUCUUUUCGCUGGAAACACGAUACUUUUCUUGAUCUUUAUUGCACUUUAUUAGGUAACAGUUAUUUAGAUAUAUAUUUAUAGAAAACAACAACACAAAAAACGGACAAAAAAAGAAAGAAGGAAAAAAAAGAAUUUGAGAGGACUCGAACCCGGCACCAUCGGCUCAACGCGACUACACCUAACCACUACACCACAGAAAAUGACUACGUAAUUUCGGGAAAAGUCUUUUCUUUAAUGCCUUUUCCAUGAAACUUCCGCCGGCAAGAUGAUCGGCAGCCGCACUAAUCGAGCUAUAAACAGUGAAACAACAAUGUAAACGCAUAUUCUAUGGCAAUGAAUGAAUGAAUGAAAGAACAUAAUUAUGCUUUUCAAAACGCCGAUACACGUCCUCGUCUACAAAGUAGGACACAAAACAUAUGUUUUGUUAUCUCGAUUUCCGCUGUUAUUUUGAAGCGAAUGGUCAAAAUNAGCUCAAUGCGUCGGUUCUACCAAUGUGUAUUUUAUGCUAUGGCUAUUCCGAGUGAUUGCUUUAGCUGCGUGUCUGGGGUAAAAGUCAAUAAAUCCAAUUAAUUCCAAAACUGAAGGACUAUGGAUAGGGUCGCUAAAGGAUAAUACGAUAAAACCUUUUGGCAUCAAAUGGCCUGACGAAGCAAUAAGGCCUAAGGAGUCUUUUUCACAUCUCAUCAAAAUCUGCUGCUCGAAAACCAAUUCAAAGAGAAAAUAAUUAAUGAUAGAUUUAUUGUAAUCGAGGGGUCUUUCAAUUUAUGGUAAAUGCUAACGGUUUUCAAAUCACUCCCUUCUAAGUUUGUUUACACCUCCUACUCCAUGCCCUUUCUAAACUUUAUAAUAAAGGAAUUAAAUGAGUUUAUUUAAGACUCGCUUUUUAUGGAAUGGCAAAAAUAAGGUGACCAUAUUGUCUGCAAUUAACAGCCAUGAGGAAGGCAUCCUCGGAGACCCAGGGGCAGUUAGUCGGGUCGAUAAAAUGUUCGUGGUGAAAGUUUACUGUAGGAUCGAGACGAGCUCGUCUCGAUCUUACAGUAAACUUUCACCACGAAUAUUUUAUCGACCCGACUAACUGCCCCUUGGUCUUCGAGGAUGAAUUUGCAACAGCUUUGAUGUCUUCUACGAUAGCUCUAGAAUUGUUUCUUUGUUGUUUUGCCUUAAAUAGACGUUGUCACGGUUUUCGACGCCAUCUUGACGAGUAGGCAAACGUGUAAGAAAUUACAGAGUUUGUAUGAGAAUCUAAUGUCGAAUAAUUUCCGUAAAACGGCUGUUCUGAAAAAAAUAUCAAUUGUAAACUAAAGCUACAAAGCAAAAGAUUGUACUAAAAAAAAUUUUGGGGCGUACCUGUGCUUAAAUUUCUCCAGUGGCCUGCUUUAGAUUUUCCAUAUAGUUGUCUGUAAUCAUGCUGUAAUUUUCCCGGGACUUUCUUACCCCCAAAUGUAUAGAAAAUUUUAAAAAGUGGUUCUAGGUCUUCUAGCGCAUGUAACGCCCUCAAAUUUUUUCAGGAGAAUCCUUAGGAGUGAAGCUUUAGUUUGCAAAUCAUAUUUUUUUCAGAACAGCCGUUCUACGGAAAUUAUUCGACAUUAGAUUCUCAUACAAUCACUGUAAUUUCUCACGCGUUUGCCUACUCGUCAAGAUGACGUCGCAAACCGUGACAAGGUCUAUUCGAAAUCUAACUUACUUUUCGAAUAUCUUUUUUGACAGGGUAUACACGAUGGAAGUACUUUUCAUCUUGGUUUGCAUUACCCCUCCUGUUAGUCUUUUACUGAUAAGGGAAGACAUGCGCCGUUCAUCUACUGUAAGUACCAAGGAUAAUCACGUGCUCAGAGGAUACAGAAUUCACAAACAGCGGACUUAUGACCUCCUGUCAUGCGCACAAUUAUGUUUGGCACGGUCAAACUGCAUGUCUUUUAAUUAUGAAAACAUCGAAAAUGGAGAUUGUGAACUAAAUAAAGAAGCAACUGAUGCGAGUAUCCAGGGAGCUCUCACCACUCAAAGGGGGUAUACCUUUGGACAGUUUGUCAACGUAAGCGUGAGUAGUACUUAACGCUAUUAUUAAAUUCAACCCUCGUUUUGGGAUUUCUGUUUUAGACUCCCUCCAACCCCACCUCCCCCCUCCCCCCCAAAUAACUUAAAUUAAAUAAAUGAUCCCUUACGUAAAACACAUACACUGAUUGAAGAGGUUUUGCUUGUUUUCCGACUUUCCUGGGCACAGACCUGUCUGGUGGGGAUGAGCAAGAAUACAGCCUGCUGGCAAGCUAUGCUCCAUCUCGAUUAGUCCAACUCACUUACUUUGUCAAACGUAGGCAAACUCUCCUGGAGUUGAAUUCCUAAGAACAAUAUCCACGUUAAGAAGGGGAAAGAAAAUUUGGUCGCCGUUUGUUUAAUACGUCCUCCAUGAAACGUGAAAUUAGGCUCAUUUAACGUCGUAAUCGUGCGGUGGCGGCAAAGAUAUGUACAAAAAAGCAUGAUGCAUGUGCAGAGUUGUUGGUUUGCUUAUUAACCCUACUGCUUAACGGUCGUUGCCGUUCUCGUUGCCGUCACCGUCGUCAGAUCUUAAGUCUCCCAGGGAAGUAAUGUUCAGAAGAGAAAUAACACAAAAUUGAGCUGCAUUUCAUAUCCUUUUUAGGAGCCAGUAUUUUCAGCCGGAGGAAAACAUCAUGGUAAGAUAAGAGCAAUGCAAAUGUUAAUUUACUGAGUUUGCUUCAGGACUGAGAAGAUUUGACCACCAGCCGAGUUAUUUAAGUCAUAACAUUUUUUUUUCAGACCAGAAAUAUGUCUUUACGACACUGGGUGCCAGAGGAGAAACUGGACCGACUGAUAUAUCUGGAUAUGCAGGAACGUCACUGGAAGGAAAAGUUACUUUAAACAACGGAAUCCAAAUUUGGACCGUGCCCGUGACUGGAACUUAUGUUAUUGAAGCAACAGGUGGUUCUGGCGGAAAUGGUUCGGACGGAACACAAUCUUAUCCGCUUCUUUGGAAGCUUGGUGGCUUAGGAGCAAAGAUAAUAGGAUCCUUCAAACUUUCCCAAGGAAGUCAAGUCAAAAUCCUAGUCGGCCAAGAGGGUGGUGCAACUAUGCAAUUCACAGACAGACCAGGGGGAGGGGGUGGUGGAACGUUUGUAACCCUGUCUGAUGACACUCCACUUAUAAUUGCCGGUGGGGGAGGAGGUGGAGGGACAGCAAAAGACCAAUUUACAGACGGUGACCCAGGUCAGGCAACAGAAAAUGGUACCCAGUGUGGAGGAACAGGGGGCAGCGGGGGACAAGUCUGCAAUGCUGACACGGGGAACAGUGAUUCUAGUUUAAUGGCCGGAGGAGGAUCCGGAUUAAGAGGGGAUGGGAAAGGCGGUGGUAAAAUUGUAACAGGAUCGUUCAGUUUUACUAACGGGGGAACUGGGGGAACAUGUCCGACUUCGACUGGUGGUUUUGGCGGGGGCGGGGCUGCCAUGAUACUUGGAGGGGGAGGGGGUGGUUAUUCCGGUGGGGGAGUAGUGGGAACUAAAACUAAAGGUACCGCUGGAGGAGGGGGAUCAUAUAAUGACGGUACAGAUCAGCAGAACAUGGCGGGUGUAAAUAAAGGCGAUGGUGAAGUUAUAAUAACUUUAAGGCGUUAA